Messenger RNA from Sungouiella intermedia, 324 nucleotides. The record is from the annotation of a GenBank genome assembly. NCBI's taxonomy places the organism in Eukaryota, Fungi, Ascomycota, Pichiomycetes, Serinales, Metschnikowiaceae.
AUGUCUCUAGUACCCACUGCUUUAUAUACGUCACCAAGUGAGUCCAAGCCUGUCUCGUUGACUCCAGGGGAUGGACCUCACUCCACAGAUGGCAAAACCACACAAAUAUCAGAUAUAGUCAUCAAGGCUGGAGGGCAUGACAAAGACAAACCUACUGCCGCCAAAGACACUCCUUUGGGUCAUCUCCGAGCAGAGUUGACCACUUUGCAAGAUAGACUUAAUGAAUUCUUGACGCAAAAGAUGUCCAACAAACGGAAAUUGGAUGAUGAUGACGAUAUUGAGAGGAGAAUUCUAGACGAUGGAGUGGAUGAAGACAGCGAUUAA